Messenger RNA from Iphiclides podalirius (scarce swallowtail), 2433 nucleotides. Lineage: Eukaryota; Metazoa; Arthropoda; Insecta; Lepidoptera; Papilionidae. The record is from the annotation of a GenBank genome assembly.
AUGGUAUCUUAUCCAAAGAAAACAUCAGCAGAAUGGUUUAUUGACCAAUUAAACGUAAAAAAUGCGAAGUUAGUGGCUUUCCUACUUGUUCUUGGCUUUAUAGGAUAUCAUGGCAUAUUGCAUUUAAGAUAUGGACCUGAUUCAUGUACCUGGUUGUUAACGUCUGGGCGAUAUAAAGGUGAUCAUGAGUGGCAGCCCUAUGGAUGUAUGUUACAUAAAUACUCUAAAACUGAUGCCAGGCGAUGUCUGCGAUACUUGGCGUUCUGGGGGAAGUAUAACAGCUUCGCUUUCAUAGGCGACUCUAGACUGGAGCAGCUCUAUGAGUAUUUCAUUAGCGUGCUGAAGACCAGGCUCGACCUGGACACCUCCUACUCGACGGUGGACCAUCGUCUCCCUAACUACACCUACGUGGACAGCAAGCUGAAACUCUCCGUCACGUUCAUGUGGAGCGACGACGUGUCCAAGACCAUGGUCGACCAGUUCCGCGCGUGGGAGCGCUCGGAUCGGCCGCCGUCCGUGAUAGUGGCCAGCACCGGUCUGCAGUUGGUGAGGAAUCGCAACGUCACCGAGCUGAUGCUCGAGGAGUACAAGAGGAACCUGACGCGAUUGGUGCAGCCGAUAGAUUCGCUCGCGGCGCGCAACACACGAGUGUUGUGGAAGCUUCUGGAGUCAGUGGACGCGUCCGCCAUGGCGGAAGACGAGAAGAUAAGCAACCGAGAUAUAGACGCGUACAACAGCGCCGCAAUGGAGAUCCUGAGGCACAGUGCGGCGCGCGUGUGGGGGGCGGCGCGGCUGGUGGCGGCCGGGGCGGGGGCGGGCGCGGGGGGCGACGGCGGCGAGGGGGGCGCCAGGGGGGCGUCGGGCGAGGGGGCGUCGCGAGGGGGGGCGAGCCGCACCGCCCUCCGCCACUGCGCGCAGAUCCUGCUGAACAUGUUCUGCAACGAUCACAUGAACUUCAACGACGGCUCGUGCUGCGCCCAGCCGGAGCCCUACACGCAGCUGCAGAUGCUCACCUUCGCCCUCUUCUCGCUCUGCGCAGUGGUGGCCGCGCUGCGGGCCGCAUGGUCGUGGUCGCAGAAGCUGCGGCUGCGGGCGGACGGCUACGCGCCGGUGGGGGCGAAGCCGCCGGAGCAGCGGCCCUCGCCCGCGGCCGCCCUGGCGCGCCUCGGCGCCAUCGUCGCCUACUUCUACCUCUGCGACCGGACCAACUUCUUCAUGAAGGAGAACAAGUACUACUCGGAGUGGAGCUUCUGGCUGCCCGUCGGCUACGUGUUCGCGCUGGGGCUCUUUUUCACGGACGACUCGCGCUCGAGCAGGAUCCUGCACAGGAAUCAGACGGACGAGUGGAAGGGCUGGAUGCAGCUGGUCAUCCUCGUCUACCAGGUGACUGGCGCCAGCAAGGUGCUGCCCAUCUACAUGCUAGUGCGCGCCCUGAUCUCCGCCUACCUGUUCCUCACGGGCUACGGCCACUUCUACUACACCUGGAAGACCGGUGACACCGGCCUGGUCAGAUACCUCAGGGUGAUCUUUCGGCUGAACUUCCUCACGGUGGUGCUCUGCCUGACGAUGAACCGGCCCUACCAGUUCUACAGCUUCAUACCCCUGGUCUCCUUCUGGUACACCUUGCUGUUCGUGAUCUUCGCACUGCCGCCGCACUUGGCCCCCUCGUCCGCCCAUACGGUGGAGUCGAGGCCGUACCAGUACCUCUACGUGGCGCUGAAGAUCAUCGGCCUGCUGACCAUCGUCACCGUCCUCUACAUGAGCGAGGUGUUCUUCCAGAAGAUAUUCGUCACCAGGCCGUGGAAGGCGCUGUUCGUGAACUCGGACGACGACAUCCACCAGUGGUGGCUCACCUGGAAGCAGGACAGGUACUCGAUGGCGUUCGGCGCCAUCUUCGCGGCCGGCUACCUGAUGGCGCAGCGGCACGGGCUGCUGGACGACAACCACCGCGGCAACCUGUUCACCCCCGGCGUGUCGCUCAGCGCCGCCCUGGCCGCGUUCAUGGCCAUCGGCGGCUACGUCACGUUCACGUUCCUCUGCAGCGGCGCCGCGGAGUGCGACGAGGUGCACAGCUACGUCGCCUUCCUGCCCAUAGUGGGCUACGUGAUCCUCAGGAACGUGUCCGGCUCGCUGCGGGCGCGCCACUCGGCGCUGUUCGCGUGGUUCGGCGGCGUCACGCUCGAGCUGUUCGCGAGCCAGUCGCACAUCUGGCUGGCGGCGGACACGCACGGCGUGCUGGUGCUGGUGCCGGGCGCGCCGGUGCUCAACCUGAUGGCCACCUCGUACGUGUUCGUGUUCGCGGCGCACGAGCUGCGCGACCUGACGGCGGCCGUGCUGCCGCACGCGGUGCCCGACGACUGGCGGCUGGCGCUCAGGAACCUCGCGAUAUUCCUCGCGGUGCUCGUGCCGAUCGGCGUGCACGACGGCAUGUUC